CUUCCUGCCUGUUUCGUCUCCUUCAGUUGUUGUUUCGGAUUCUCUUUUAAAUUCGUGAUUAAGAAUUUUGUCAUUCUGAAAACUUUCAAAACAAGUAUAUUUCUCGUUCAGUGCGCCUUUAAAUAAACUAUUUAGUUUUUUUUGUCAUUUGUUGUUGCUUAUAACAAUAGUUUCUUUCUCUGAAAUGUUACGAAUAUCGACUAAUCGGAACACCAGCGAUUUUUUUAUGUCUGACGGAGACAACAUGUGGGUUGUGUAUCUAUGUAAGCAGUAGGUGUGUGGUUCAAGUUUAAAUAUUGCACAAUGUGGAAGGCGACUGCUGGACAAAAUCUACAGAUAGCUGAUGGAAAUGACGAUGACUGGGAGACAGACCCAGAUUUUGUUAACGAUGUUACUGAACAGGAACAGCGAUGGGGAUCCCGAACAGUUGAAGGCUCAGGGAGAACUGUUGGUGCAAUAGAUAUGAAAAAAUUACGUGAAGAAACUGCGGAGGCAGAUGCAGUCCUUAAACAAAGACAGUUGGAAGAUGGACCCAAAGCAGCAUUUGGCUAUGGAGGAAAGUUUGGAGUCCAGAAAGACAGGAUGGAUCAGUGUGCUGUUGGACAUGACUAUGUUGCAAAAGUAGAGAAGCAUGUGUCCCAGAAGGAUUACAGUGCAGGCUUUGGGGGCAAAUUUGGAGUGCAGAAGGAUCGGAUUGACAAGAGUGCAGAAGGUUGGGAAUAUAAAGAGAAAAUUGAAAAACAUGCGUCACAAAGGGACUACAGUUCUGGAUUUGGUGGGAAAUUUGGAAUUCAGGCAGAUCGACAGGAUAAGUCUGCAGUUGGUUGGGAUUAUGUAGAAAAGAUCGAAAAACAUGAGUCACAGAAAGAUUAUGCUAAAGGCUUUGGUGGAAAAUUUGGAGUUGAAACUGACAGACAGGACAAGUCUGCUUUGGGCUGGGAUCAUGUAGAGAAGACUGAAAAGCAUGCAAGUCAAAAAGAUUAUGCUGUUGGUUUUGGUGGAAAAUUUGGAGUCCAAGCUGACAGGCAAGAUAAGUCAGCAGUUGGUUGGGAUCAUCAUGAAAAUCUUCAUCAACAUGAAAGUCAAACGGAUCAUAAACAGGGAUUUGGUGGAAAAUUUGGACUCCAGACAGACCGAGUUGAUAAAUCAGCACAUGAUUUCAAUGCAAAACCAGAAAAAGUAGGAACAAAUUAUGAAAAAGUGAAACCAGAUGUUGGAUCUCUCAGGCCAUCCAACAUACGUGAGAAGUUCGAAAACAUGGCGAAAACUGAAGAACCAAAGCAAAAUAUUGAAGGAGAGCCCCAGAGUCCUAGUAACCAAAUAGUGAAAACUGAAGACCAUAUUAGAAGAGAAGCAGAGAUUUUGAAAACACAGCUGGUGACUCCCUCAGUACAUCACGGACAAGAAGAAGAAGAAGAAAUUGCAGAACCACCUGACAAAGUGAGCCCACCUACACCAACAGUCACGACUACACAGAACCCACUAAUUUUAGAGCCAGCAGUCACAAACCAGAGCACAGUUGCUGAUGAACAGAUGCUACCACCUACAAUAGAAGAUAAUCUGCAAUCAGAAAAUACUGCAUUGUAUGAAGUAGAAGAUACUGGCUAUACUGCAGUAGCAUUGUAUGACUAUCAAGCAGCUGCUGAAGAUGAAAUAUCCUUUGAUCCAGAUGACAUCAUUACAGGAAUAGAAAUGAUAGAUGAAGGUUGGUGGAGAGGGUAUUGUAGGGGACAGUAUGGCUUGUUCCCUGCUAACUAUGUCCAGUUGCAGUCAUAGUGAUGUGGGGCUAUAGUUCCAUUGUGAUCCCAUCAGAAAUUAUAUUGUACAGACUUUUAUGAGAAUGUGUUGACAUCUUCAUUCACACUGGGUAUUGGAUUUUAUGCAUACAGAAUAGAGGUAUCUUGAUUUUUUUAACUUGUUGUAGUAUACAUUUGUUCAGUAUUUUAAACCCUUUACAUUCUAAAUUGCUAAGUAAAAGAGCAAAUAAGUUUCAAGAAAACAUAUAUUUAUUUAUUUAUUAUUUCUGAUGUGUGUAAACUAGAUACACCGUAAUUUUUUACAGUAUAUCAUUUGUUAUCAAUUCCGAAUGAUUUUACUAAGAUUUUACACCUUUCAUUUUUCACAGUUUUAUUUUUUAUUUUAAAGAUUUAUAAUGAAAGAAUGAAUGAAUGAAUGAAUGUGAACAAAUAAGUAUUACACUAAGAAGACUGUUUAUAUAACAACGGUUUAUCAUCUUGAAUUUUAAAAAAAAAUUUGCUUGCUAUAUUCACUUCAAGGUGGUCACCUUUAAAAUGUAAAAUAAUAUGAAACCAGCCUGAGAAAUUCAGUGAAGUUUUAUUUGUAUCAGGACCUUCAACCUAUACAUAGUUUGAUAAAAAAAGAUAUGGAAUUUUUAUUUUCACCAAAAACCCGAGUUUCGCAAAAAGUGGCAUAGAACUUCCUGGCACUUAGUGACUGUACAAUCAACUCAAAGUGCUCUACACCAUUGAGAUUGAAGAACAGAGUGUGCACAACCUUCAAAUCCAGUUGAAUUUGAUGAGUUUCAUCUUCAUACACACACACACACAUGUUUCAUCACCAGUAAUGAUUCUUUUGAGCAGUUCUGGAUCAUGAUGAACUUCAUUCAUCAUCUCCUAAACAGUGUUCAAUUGGAAUUGCUUUUUGUCAGAAGUGACGAGCUGCUGAGUAAAUUUUGCUAUCAUACAUUUCAUGCCUGAUACCUGCAAAAACAUUUUGCUUUAUGUUAGCCAAAUAAUUUGCAAACUUUGUCAUCAAUAAUAAUUUUCUUUCUUUUUACAUUGUUUUUUUGUUGUCGUCAGUGUGUUCCUGGCCAUUUAUAAACAUUUUUACUAAUUGUUUUAUUCAUAGAAGUUCCAGCAAAAACAACAUUCAACAUUUCCAAUGUGGUGGUGCAAUUUAUAUCAUUCUUAAUGCAAAAUGUAAGCAAAUUCUUCAUUCCAUAUGUUAAAAAUCACCAAGUAUACCAAAGCACACAUAUCCUUUUCAGUGGGUAGCAACAAGGUAAGCUUCAGUGUCAUAUUAAAUCAGGGGCAAGUACACCACCAGAAAAUGUCACCAUUGAACGUGUACAAUCCCACACUUUCUUAAUCAAAGUUUAUAUACAAAUGCUUAAAAUUUCAUUAUAGUUGUGAUUCUUAUGAUUUUAAAAUCAGCAGAAAUAAGUGUAUUUUCUUUCUGCUUGCACCUCGAAUAAUAGUUUUUGCUUAUCUCUGUUUUUAGAAUGUAUUGCUCAUAACACAGAAAGUCUUAUAAAACACUGAUAUGUUUACAAAUGGUGGCUUUCUUGCAGUGAACAUUUACAAAUUUCAGUACAUUUAUGGUAACCAUGUAUAUUUAUGCAACACACUGAUCUUCUUAGAGUUACUUGAUAACUAAUCAUAGACAUCCUAUCCUACCUGAAGUGGAAGACAAACCUUACACUCUUCUGAAUUGCUAACAUACGCAUGAAUGAUUUUCCAAAAGUACAUUGAAGAUACAAUCAUUAUAUAUGUAAAAUAUGGCAAGUACUUAAUUGAAAAGAAACUGAUACUAUCUGUGGUUUUGAGUUGAGUUUACCUGUAUUAUCAGUACUUUAGGAAAUGAGUUAGAAGAUUUUAAGCAAUUGUAACUUCAGAUUAAACUGUUCCAAAAGAAACAGUCAUCGUUUCUUUUUAGAACAUAAUUGGUAAAAGCAUUAAGAAUGUUGUCUUACAGCCAAAUAAGUUGGUAUAUUCAAUUAGAGUAACUUGAAAUGGCUAUGUGCUACUUUGCACAAUCAUAAAGAUGUUUUAAUAUUUUGAGUAAGUUGUUUACCAUACAUUGUCAUAUAUAGUUAUUGAGUACCUUCUGUAACACAUUUUACUUGUGGU
Messenger RNA from Schistocerca gregaria, 3869 nucleotides. RefSeq names its product src substrate cortactin (gene Cortactin). Lineage: Eukaryota; Metazoa; Arthropoda; Insecta; Orthoptera; Acrididae. Gene Ontology annotation, molecular function: actin filament binding. Gene Ontology annotation, biological process: regulation of actin filament polymerization. The record is from RefSeq and is a predicted model, not a curated record. Gene Ontology annotation, cellular component: plasma membrane; actin filament; site of polarized growth. The transcript is spliced from 12 exons. The coding region runs from base 304 to 1776 and encodes 490 amino acids.